Molecule: messenger RNA, 1080 nt
Organism: Symbiodinium natans
Lineage: Eukaryota; Dinophyceae; Suessiales; Symbiodiniaceae
Source: the annotation of a GenBank genome assembly
AUGGAGGAGGAUCGCCUCCUGGGUGCUCAAGCCGCCGGAGUCGCGGCUUCCCCAAAGCGUGGCCGUUUCGAUGAGAAGCUGAAGUUCCUGCCGGUCGCCUACGUUGUCGUCGCAAUGCUUUUGCUUGCUGGCAUUUACCUGCACUAUCACAUCUCGCCGCUUUUGUCUCACACAGCCGGGCAUCUUCAGAUGCCCGACGCCGCUGCGGCCGGCGAGAUCCGAGGCCUGAUCCAGCUCAGCGCCUUCGUCCCAAUCACAGUGCUUCUGGUGAUUUCUUACGUGCGUAGUAUAUUGACACACCCCGGCGAGAUCCCUGACGAUCCCAAAUGGGAGUACAUGCCCAGAGACAAGCCCGUGGCAUUACCGCUGAGUUUGCAGGAGACCAAGAAAUCAGGGGAGCGAAGGCACUGCAAAUGGUGCGGCAAGUACAAGCCAGACAGAUGUCACCAUUGUCGAGUCUGCCGCACGUGCAUCUUGAAGAUGGACCACCAUUGCCCGUGGAUAUACAAUUGUGUGGGUUGCUUCAACUAUAAGUUCUUCAUCUUGCUGCUCUUUUAUUCAGCACUAGACUGCCACCUUAUUGCAUGGUCGAUGAGCGAAUCGGUUCUUCGUUGUGUGAACAUCGAGCAGACUCCUUUCAAGGAAAUGUUUGUGAUUUUGUUUGGCGAGUGCCUGGCGCUGAUCUUGUCACUUCUGGUGACGGCCUUUCUGACCAUGCACCUGUGGCUCAUCGCCAAAGGGCUAACAACCAUCGAGUUCUGCGAGAAAUCGCUGCCGAAGGAUGGGCAACUGGCUGAGCGAAGCAUGACGUCCGUGUAUGAUGUGGGUGUUUCGGGCAACUUCUACGCGGUUUUGGGCAGCAGCGUUUUACUUUGGCUGCUUCCUGUCGGAAUGCCCGAAGGUGAUGGCAUCACGUUUGUUUGCGACGAAACUUGCCUCACCAAGGAUAUCGAAACAACAAGUGGCAUUCGGCGCAAAACACAUCAAGUUGCUCAGCGUCAAAGGCCGUUGUCCUAUGGAUCAGAGGAGUUAGACCAACAUCGAUUGGGAAUGAAUUUUGUCUUCUUCUCUGAGACAUGA